GAUUGCGCAAUAUUGUAAUUUGUUCAACUCCAAUGUUUCGUUACAGGAAAUGAGUAACCUUCCUACAGUGGUUCCUCCUUUACCAAUUGCGAGUUUACACCGCUGGAUUUAGAGCUAUAAAAAAACACACAUUCGUUUUCAGUCUGUAUCAGCAUGGGCAACGUGUACAUUUAACAGCCAAAACAUGACUCCCACCCUAUAUUCAAGAGCAUGCUGAAUUGAGCCCAACCCUGCUGUGAAUCUCUUCCGGGAGGAAAUCACAAGUGUACCCCAGUCCAACCCCACAGAUUGUGACGUCAGCCUGGCUCAGACUGUGAUGGAGGAUUCUGGCCAACAGGGGGUGACCUUGCCACACACCGAGGGAGAAUGUACAGCCGUUUCUCAGAGGAGCAAUUCAGUAGGAGGAGUCAGAGAGAAGCUCCAAUCAGAGCUGAGAGGGAGAUACACGUCAUUGUGUGAUGGAACCCCAGCAGGACAAGAGGUGCGGAGCCACUCCUUCACACACUCCUACGUUGAACUCCUCAUCACCGAGGGCAACGUCCAAUGGCACAACGACAGGCAUGCUGCCACGCGACCCGUAAGACCACCAUCAGAUAUGCCCACUGCUAAAUGAGGAAGUAACGAUCAAGCUUGACGAUAUCUUCAAACCACCGCUAUCUCCGGAUCGCCCUCAAGUAAAAACCGUCCUGACGAAGGGACCCGCAGGCUCAGGGAAGACAGCGAGUGUCCAGAAGUUUGUUUUGAACUGGGCCGAGGACAGAGCCAAUCAGGAUGUCGACUUCUUGUUUGUCUUUCCCUUCAGUGAACUCAAUUGGCUGAUAGGACGGAGCUUCAGUCUGAGUGGCCUCAUCAGCCACUUCUACUCGUCCAUGACAUCGGAGAGCGAGAACCCCGGGUUGGAUCUGAGUCGGUCUAAGGUGGUCUUCAUCUUGGACGGUUUGGACCAAUUUAACCUUCCCCUGGACUUUGAAAGCAUAUCAGUAGAGUCUGACAUCAAUAAGGAGAUGCCUUUGCCCAUCCUCCUAGCGAACCUCAUCUGGUGUCAGCUGCUUCUUCCCUCCGCCUACGUCUGGGUGAUCACCAGGCCUGCGGCUGCCAGUUUCAUCCCCAUCGACUUCCUCCCCCAACAACAGUGCUUGACGGAGAUACGGGGAUUCGACGACACCCAGAAGAGGGAGUUCUUUAGAAAGAGGUUUGGCGAUCAGAGUCUUGUGCACAAAGCUAUCGCCUUGGUCAUGAAAGCUAUUGCCCUAGAGUCAUCACGGAACCUCUGCGUCCUGUGCCAAACACCGUUGUGCUGUGAGAUGUUGGCGGCCAUUUUAGAAAACACUGAGGCGGGAGAGUGUGUCGAGAUAGACACUCUGACGCAACUAUACACUCACUUUUUGCUUGUUCGGAUUGGUUUGAAGAACGAUCGAAAUGGUGAACACUCAGAAUCAAUCAGAGAGGUUGUUCGUAAGCUUGGGAAGCUGGCUUUUCUGCAACAGGAAAGAGGAAGCCUCAUAUUCAGCGAGAGCGAUGUGAAGGAAUGCGGUAUCGACGUCUCCAAAAGUUCCAUAUUCCACAGGUUGUGUAGGCCGCUCUUCACAGUGUGUGAGAUGUACCUGGAGGAAAUGUACCGCUUUGAGUACACAGGCAUUCAAGACUACCUAGCUGCCCUGCACGUGUUUCUCACCUACACAAAUAAAAGGAGAAACCUACUACUCCAACCUACUACACUCUUUGAUCGAUUGAAAGGGAUGUUCAGAAGAGCAACCCUUUUAGACCUCCACAGAUGCUCCGUGGACAGGGUUUUACGGAACACGCACGGAACUUAUGACCUCUUCCUCUGCUUCCUUCUUGGCCUCUCAACAACACCCAACCAGACUCUCUUAGAUCUAGCAUGUCUAGGGAAAGGUUUAAAGGUCACAGGCUCCAAGGUGAUCACAGAGAUCACGGCGGAAUACAUUAAGCAGGCGAUCAAGUCUGAGCCUUACCCUCAGACCACCGUGGCACUUUUCCGCAGUCUGCGGGAGCUAGGGGACGCCUCGCUGGGCAGGGAGGUCCGACGCUACCUGACCUCCGAGUCCCGGUGGGGGUUCCUGCUGGAGCCCGACCAAUGCUGGGAGCUGGCGGACAUGCUUUGGGCAGGCAGGGAGAUGGAGAGGGAAGUGUUUAGGGAGAUGGAGCGUUUGAGUUGGAUGCGCCGAAUGAGCAUGUGGGGCUUUUGGAGGAUGCAGACUGUACUGGGGGACAGACACUGGCAAGUCUACUAGAAAGACAUCAUUGCUGUGUGAAUGGUCUACUAGGGAGAACUCACCACAGAUUGUACUGCCACAUCUACUAAAUUGCCACUGCAGAGACUGUUGAGGAAUU
This is a messenger RNA of Oncorhynchus tshawytscha (Chinook salmon), 2355 nucleotides long. RefSeq names its product NLR family CARD domain-containing protein 3. The record is from RefSeq and is a predicted model, not a curated record. The transcript has 3 exons. NCBI's taxonomy places the organism in Eukaryota, Metazoa, Chordata, Actinopteri, Salmoniformes, Salmonidae. Bases 870 to 2255 code for a protein of 461 amino acids.